AUGUUAGAAACGCUAACGCAGCGCCACGUCAACUUCCGGUUCCGGAGCCAGGUCCGCCUCAAAGGUUUCUUCAAGGACCUGCAUGUUGUGCUGAAGGACGAGGAUUCAUCAGUGAGAGCAAAGACCUGCGAGCUGAUUCAUCUGGUGACGAACCACAGCAUCGGCAGGAUGGCUCUCGUCUCCUCCUCUCUGCUCCCUUCUCUCUCUGACCUCCUGGACGACCCCUCGUCCUCCUGCAGGAGGAACGCCCACCUGGUUCUGAACAGCCUCGCUCAGCUGCCUGCAGGAGCUGAUGCUGUCCUGAAGCUGGUUCCUAAGCUGAUGCUGAAGGUCAGAGAGAUGCAGCAGGAGGAGGAGGAGGAGGUGCUGCUCCUCUCCACCCUCACCUCCUGCUCCAGGCUGGACCCUCGGCCUACUCUGGUAUCAGGCGGCAUUCCUCUGAUCGGUCAAAGACUGUCCCACUGCUCCCGGGACGUCUGCAGGGAGGCAGCGGCGGUUCUGAUAGCGCUUAGUGUUCCUGAGGACGGGAAGCGGCAGGUCUGUGAAGAGCAGCUCCUUCCUGUUCUGAUGGAUCUGCUGCAGGACGGAGACGUGGAGGUCCAGACCAACGCCGCAGGGGUCAUCAUGAACACCGUCAUCAUCACCACAGGUCCCUCAUCCUGUUUGGUUCCAUCGAGAUAAAUCCUCAAGUCUUCAUUGGUUCAGAACCUUUCAUCUGCAAACUACAAGAACAAUCGGGUCAAACAGGAUCAGAUUUACUUCCAAACAUCCCAUGAUGAUUAAAUUAUGCUUUUAGGUUCAGUUUGUUCCUCCAACUGUCCAAAAGAUUUCUAUCUAACUCAGCAAAUUGCCCUUAUGCUUAUGCUGAGCAUGCAUGUGGUGACA
Messenger RNA from Cyprinodon variegatus (sheepshead minnow), 885 nucleotides. It is a transcript of the gene rsph14, whose product is annotated as radial spoke head 14 homolog (Chlamydomonas). Gene Ontology annotation, molecular function: protein binding. The record is from RefSeq and is a predicted model, not a curated record. The transcript has 5 exons. NCBI's taxonomy places the organism in Eukaryota, Metazoa, Chordata, Actinopteri, Cyprinodontiformes, Cyprinodontidae. Bases 1 to 681 code for a protein of 226 amino acids.